Trichoplusia ni (cabbage looper) is the source of this 1379-nucleotide messenger RNA. It is a transcript of the gene Urod, whose product is annotated as uroporphyrinogen decarboxylase. Gene Ontology annotation, cellular component: cytosol. The transcript is spliced from 7 exons. The coding region runs from base 192 to 1268 and encodes 358 amino acids. Gene Ontology annotation, molecular function: uroporphyrinogen decarboxylase activity. Lineage: Eukaryota; Metazoa; Arthropoda; Insecta; Lepidoptera; Noctuidae. The record is from RefSeq and is a predicted model, not a curated record. Gene Ontology annotation, biological process: heme biosynthetic process.
AGUGACAGAUUGACAGUGAUAACAGCAGCGGCUACCGAUUCGAUUACUGUGCGAGUCAUUGAAGCGGCUGAUUGAAAGUGUUGAAACUCGAACAAUUGUAUUAAUCGUAAACUAUCAUUCUUACAAUACAAUUCGAAAAAACUCCUAAAACGAAGCUAAAUUCCCUCUCAGAACCUGACAUAAUACUAGCAAUGGAAUUAACUAAUAAGAAUUUUCCAGAAUUGAAAAAUGAUAGGCUACUGCGCGCUGCGCUCGGAAAAGAGGUUGAUAAAGUCCCCGUAUGGGUGAUGCGGCAAGCCGGUAGAUACCUACCGGAGUUCCAGGCAGUCAGGGCCCAACACGACUUCUUCACAGUGUGCAGGACGCCUGAAUUGGCAUGUGAAGUGACCCUACAGCCACUAAGAAGAUAUCCACACUUAGAUGCAUCCAUCAUCUUCAGUGACAUUCUAGUUAUUCCACAAGCUCUUGGGAUGACUGUAGAAAUGCACCCUGGUUUAGGCCCCGUGUUUCCUAGUCCUUUGAAAGAUCCAUCUGAAAUAGAUCAGUUGCAGCAAGAAGGUGCUGUUUCAAGACUUACUUAUGUUGGUGAUGCUAUAACUCUAACAAGACACAAAAUUGAAGGCAAAGUGCCUUUGAUUGGUUUCACCGGAGCGCCAUUCACACUAAUGGGUUACAUGAUAGAAGGAGGUGGUAGUAAAACUAUGUCCAAGACUAAGGAAUGGAUUGAAAAAUACCCUAAGGAUGUCCACAAACUACUAAAAAUAUUGACAAAUGUCAUUAUUGAUUAUCUUCUAAUGCAGGUUGAAAGUGGUGCUCAAUUGUUGCAAGUUUUUGAAUCAAGUGCUGACCAUCUUACAAGGGAGCAAUUUAUUGAAUUCUCUGCACCUUAUCUCAAAGACAUUAGAAUUGGCGUUAGACAAGGGAUUGAAGCGAAAUCUCUAGAACAAGUUCCUAUGACAGUUUUUGCAAAAGGUGGUGGACAUUCCCUGGAUAUUCAGGCCCACUUAGGCUAUGAAACAAUAGGAAUAGACUGGACUGUUGAUCCUAUUCAAGCCAGAAAGGCUGUGGGUGAAAAUAUCACAUUACAGGGCAAUCUUGAUCCACAAGACUUGUAUAAGCAACCUGAGGAAAUUCGAAAGAUGACAAUAGAAAUGGCGCGAAAGUUUGGCAAGCACAGAUACAUCUGCAACUUGGGACACGGAAUAACUCCGCAAACUCCUCUGGAAAGUAUGACAGCCUUCACAGAGGCCAUUCAUGAAGCUUUUUAAUAAAUAUGUACAUUUCUAUGUAUUUGUUGUUGUGUUGCAUAUUUUUUAUAUUGUGGUGAAAAUAUAAUGAAUGUUAUGAUAUCAAAAAUAAAGGAAUGGGAAUAAGGCAAA